This is a messenger RNA of Thalassophryne amazonica, 2575 nucleotides long. RefSeq names its product F-box protein 28 (gene fbxo28). Gene Ontology annotation, biological process: protein polyubiquitination. The transcript is spliced from 5 exons. The record is from RefSeq and is a predicted model, not a curated record. The coding region runs from base 83 to 1216 and encodes 377 amino acids. NCBI's taxonomy places the organism in Eukaryota, Metazoa, Chordata, Actinopteri, Batrachoidiformes, Batrachoididae. Gene Ontology annotation, molecular function: protein binding.
GUAAUGCGCAUCUUCUUUGUGCUCGCCGCCGCUAAGCUGCAGCGAAGAAGAAGCAGCGCGUGUCAGGGUGACACGGAGGAAGAUGGCGGCCGUGGUGGACAGAGUUGAUGUUAGCUCCUUGGACUCGGAUUCGCCCAGACUCAGCACUCCUCCGCCGGACCAGCCGCACCAGAACAACCCGCUCCUCGGGCUGCCCAUCGUGGCCAUCGAGACCAUUCUCAAUUUUCUGUCUUACGACGAAAUAAGCGUGCUGCGCUCGGUGUGUAAGCGCAUGGACAUGAUCUGUCAGCGUGUCCUGAAUCAAGGCUUCCUGAAGGUGGAGCGUUACCACAGCCUGUGUCAGAGACAAGUCAAAGCCCAGCUGCCCAGGCGAGAGUCGGAGAGGAGAAACCAUUCGCUGGCUCGCCAUGCCGAUAUCCUGGCUGCCGUGGAAACGCGCCUUUCCUUGCUCAACAUGACCUUCAUGAAAUACGUCGACUCCAAUCUCUGCUGCUUCAUCCCUGGAAAGGUGAUUGAUGAGAUUUACCGUGUGCUGCGUUACGUGAACUCCACUCGGGCUCCUCAGCGGGCUCACGAGGUUCUGCAGGAGUUGAGGGACAUCUCCUCCAUGGCCAUGGAGUACUUUGAUGAGAAGAUCGUCCCCAUCCUGAAGAAGAAGUUGCCGGGAGCCGACCUGUCCGGGCGCCUCAUUGGCUCUGCACCAGUGGCUGGUCCUUCUACUUCCCUAACCACUAUGUCCCUGCUGGCUAAAAACACACCAUCACGCUCUGAGAUGACCAAGGUCCAGCAGCAGGUUAAGGUGAACGGGGCGUCGAUGACGGUAAUGCGGCGGGAGAUGCAGGAGAUUCGUGUCAAGCAGCUGGAGCAGCAGAAGCAGCUGCAGGAUCAGGAACAGAAGCUGCUGGAACAGACCCAGGUGAUCGCCGAGCAGAACACCCGCUUGGCUGAGCUAGAGCACAAGCUCCGUGAACUGAUGGAGAGCAGCGCCGCCGCUAUGGGCGGGUCGAGGCCUGACGCGGCUGUACCCUCGACAUCCGCCUCUGCUACUGUGUCUUCCACCGUCAGCACCACGUCCUGUUCGGUGUCGGUGAGCGUUGGUGUCACCGCAGCCUCUCUGCCUCUGGAGUCCGGGGACGAGGGAGGGCCCUCACUGAAACGCACCAGAAAGAGUGCGGACCUUCCGCGACAGUCCAAACGGCUGCGCAGCAAGAAAUGAGGGACUGUGUUUGGUUUUGUUUUCAGUCGGACGCUUGACACUUUACCCCUGCAUCGUCCCGGCGCCUGAACCCCUCCUCUAAGCUUUGCCCCUCCCACCUACCAUGUUCUAAGUCGGUUCCUUGUCGUGGACUUUGACUUGGACCUGACCACAGUUGUGUUUAAUGCUGUCGAGCCCGGAAUGGCAUCAGAGGUUUGCAGGACACUGACCAAGUUACCGUUGAGAUGUUUGUCAGGCCCUCAGCCGAAUCGAUGUCACUCACCCACUCGUCGACCUGCGGGGGACAAGUGAAGGACAAACGCUUGUUAUCAUGCUGAAAUUUUAAAAUUUGGUUUAUUAAAAACAAACUUUGGAUGAUCUGUGAAUUUGAUCGAUCCCAUAAAUUUUCCUCCUGCAGGCUGUAAGAGCGUAACCAACGGGUCCCGACAGGUCCUGGGUCCGAUGGGGCUGGGUCCCGACAGGUCCAGAUCCAUCCAACAUGUGAGGUUACACCGCGAGCAGUUUCAGUGUCCAGUGUUUUGUCCACCCUAAAUUUGUUUGCAUAGACUUUUUGUGUACCAGAAGGUUUUUGGGUGCAUCACCUCAGAGGUCAAGUCUUGGCCACAGAGUUUGGAUCUCGAUCACCUUUGACCUUUUUACUGGUGAUCAAAAUAACCCCCGCAAUAUUCCAGAUGAUAAUUUAGUCUGUGAUGCAACAGGACACAGUCGGGUCAUAAAUCUGGGCUGCGUCGAACCCUCGUCACGACUUUGAAGAUGUUUUUGUUGCAUCAGGACGUGAUCAUGGAGCUUCAACAAAAUGCUCAGACCAAACAGAAUUUUAACUUUUUAGCUUUGUCUUAACUUUCUGUUACUGAAGCUGGCAGUGUGUUGGUCUUCACGUUCCCAUGUAUCAAACUUCUCUUUCUUUCUUUGUUUUGUCAUCGAUUCUUUCGAACAUGCUUCUUUUCUUCCGUUCAGUGCAAUAAAUACGUGUCAAAGGUCGGCGUGUGGUUUGUGAUCGUCACCUGCAGUCUGCUGAUUUGUUAAGUAAACGAGAGAAACGUGUUUUGAGGCAUUCGUGAACAUGCCUGUGAUGUCACAGGACCACCUGCUGGUGAGUGGGUGUACGAAGUGCCUCAGUAUCUAAAUGGGCUGCGUUUGUGUUAGUUUUCUAUCUACGUAAAGCAGAUGCUCAAAGCUCGCUCACCCGUUAAUGCGCUCACGGGGGUCAGCGCAGAGGCACGCGGCCACAUGCCGGCGGCAGCCUGAGCCGGAGAAACGCUGUCUGCCUGCAGUGUUCUCUAUCUGAUUUAAGAGUCAAACCUACAACCUUCUUGUCACAAGUCCUACUUAGGUUUGGCUUUGGCUCCACCCCUGGGA